AUAUAUAAAGUGAUAGGAAUUGAAUGAAUGGAUAAAGUUCAGAUAGAGUACUCUAGUUUCUGUUCCACUCUCCCACCUAACGUUGGAUUCAUCUAAAGGUUGAUGAAGAAGUGGGUGGAUGAGGCCGAGUAACUCUUGAUGAUGCGCAAGGCAAGCUGUAGUGUGGACCAAGUCAUUCAAGUUUGGGAGUGAUUGCGGAAAUAUCGGUGUACCUUUGUCUGACCCAUACAUUGCAAUUAUUGUACUCGUCAUGAUAAAACACCACCACCAGAGUACUUAGAUAAUAUAACCCCUUUCUCACAAACACCACUUUUGGAAGCAAAGAUAGACACUAGCUAUUCGAAUUUGAGUUCUCCCAAAUAACUAGGAUGAUUUGGAUAGCACUUUUUUUAGUUUCACUGGCUUUUCUGCGGUUAUGGAGAAGCAAUAAGAAUGCAAAGAAAUUACCACCUGGUCCAAAAGGGUUGCCAAUUUUGGGAAGCCUUCACAAGUUGGGACCAAAUCCUCAUCGUGACCUGCACAAACUAGCCCAAAAAUAUGGACCUGUCAUGCACUUACGUUUAGGUUUUGUGCCAACCAUAGUUGUUUCUUCACCCAAAUCUGCUGAAUUGUUCCUCAAGACCCAUGACCUUGUCUUUGCUAGUAGACCACGUUUCGUGGCGGAUCAAUACAUCUCUUGGGGGCAGAGGAACUUAGGCUUUGCUGAAUAUGGUUCUUAUUGGCGCAACAUGCGCAAGAUGUGCACAUUGGAAUUGCUAAGCCAAUCCAAAAUUAACUCCUUCAGACGCAUGAGGGAAGAGGAGCUUGACCUUUUGAUCAAGCUUGUAAGAGAGGCAGCCAAUGAUGGAGCUGCUGUUGAUCUCAGUGUCAAGGUUGCAACACUCAUUGCAGACAUGUCUUGUAGAAUGAUUUUAGGAAAGAAGUACAUGGACCAGGACAUGUGUGGGAGAGGGUUCAAGGCUGUGAUUCAAGAAGCAAUGCGUUUAUUAGCAACUCCUAACGUAGGAGAUUACAUUCCUUACAUUGGUGCAAUUGACCUUCAAGGCCUAACGAAGCGCUUCAAGGUACUUUACGAAAUCUUCGAUGACUUCUUCGAGAAAGUUAUUGAUGAGCACAUGGAAUCAGAGAAGGGAGAAGACAAGACCAAGGAUUUUGUGGAUGUCAUGUUGGGCUUUUUAGGUACUGAAGAAUCUGAAUACCGCAUUGAACGGUCCAAUAUCAAAGCUAUAUUGCUGGAUAUGUUGGCUGGUUCAAUGGAUACUUCAGCUACAGUAAUUGAGUGGACACUUUCAGAGCUACUAAAAAAUCCAAGGGUGAUGAAGAAACUCCAAAUGGAAUUGGAAACUGUGGUGGGUAUGAAGAGGAAGGUGGGGGAAUCAGACCUGGACAAGUUGAAGUAUUUGGAGAUGGUUGUAAAGGAAAGCAUGAGGCUCCAUCCAGUGGUACCAUUGCUAAUACCACACCAAUCCACGGAAGAUUGCAUAGUUGGAGAUUUUUUCAUACCCAAAAAAUCAAGGGUCAUAAUAAAUGCAUGGGCAAUUAUGAGAGACCCAAGUGCAUGGGUUGAGGCAGAGAAGUUCUGGCCAGAGAGAUUUGAAGGAAGCAACAUAGAUGUGAGAGGGCGUGACUUCGAGCUGAUACCAUUUGGGUCUGGCAGAAGGGCCUGUCCAGGAUUGCAAUUGGGCCUAAUAACGGUUCGUCAAACAGUGGCCCAACUUGUGCAUUGCUUUGAUUGGAAGCUGCCCAAUAACAUGUUUCCAGAUGAUUUGGACAUGACAGAGGCGUUCGGCCUCACAAUGCCCAGGGCCAAUCAUCUGCAUGCCAUUCCUACGUAUCGGCUUUCCAAUUAAAGGGAUUAUUAGGGAAAGGAAAAUUAUGCAUGCACAACAUGUAGACAUUCAGAUAACGAGUUUUAAUGGAGUAUUUGUGUACUUUAAGUGUUGUCCAAAUAUAAUUUGGUGAAACAGUUUCAUGGUAUGUGUUUAGGUUGAUUUCAGUAAGAUUUAUUAGAAAAUAAAUUACCUUUUUCCUUCCUUAUC
Molecule: messenger RNA, 2039 nt
Organism: Glycine soja
Lineage: Eukaryota; Viridiplantae; Streptophyta; Magnoliopsida; Fabales; Fabaceae
Product: cytochrome P450 CYP736A12-like
Exons: 4
Coding region: 369-1850 (493 amino acids)
Molecular function (GO): heme binding; oxidoreductase activity, acting on paired donors, with incorporation or reduction of molecular oxygen; iron ion binding
Source: RefSeq, a predicted model, not a curated record